AAUAAACGGCAUUCAUUGCCAGCUUAGCCUCAGUCGCGUCAAUCUAGUGUAUGUUUGUUCUCCGCCGAUUUGCUGCCAAAAUGAGUCUUCCUCGAGUAUUUUUCGACAUCAACGCUGAUGGACAACCUAUGGGAAGGAUUACAAUGGAGUUGCGAUCAGACGUUGUACCCAAGACCGCAGAAAACUUCCGUGCUUUAUGCACUGGAGAAAAGGGAUAUGGCUACAAAGGCAGCACUUUCCAUCGUGUUAUCCCACAUUUUAUGUGCCAGGGUGGAGAUUUUACAAAUCACAAUGGCACUGGCGGAAAAUCUAUUUACGGAAACAAAUUCGAGGAUGAGAAUUUUAAUUUGACACAUACCGGUCCAGGUGUCUUGUCCAUGGCCAAUGCUGGACCGCAUACUAACGGCAGCCAGUUUUUCAUUACAACUGCCAAAACAAGCUGGCUUGACAAUCGCCACGUUGUAUUUGGCAAUGUUGUUGAAGGCAUGGAUAUUGUGAAGAAAUUGGAGUCAUUCGGAUCUCAGAGUGGCAAACCUUCCAAGAAACUAAUAAUUUCUAAUUGCGGCCAACUUUCUUGAAUACACGAAAAUGUCUGCAAACGUUUCCCACAAUUACAUUCACAUUGAGUUCAUAGUUUUUGGAAAAAUCUUAAUUGAGGCUUAAUAAUAUAAAAUAAAGCUUUACACAUCAAUUUUCUCUGUUAAACAUAAGAAAGUUUUGUAAGGAAAGUUCAAUAAACUUCGUUGGACAACUAGUCGUUAAUUUUAUCAUGAAUCAUUAUUUUCUUCUAGAUGAUCUUUUGAUAGAAAAGGAUCUACGGGUGCAUUUUAUUUGUGAUAAUUUCAGGGAACAAAAAUCAUUAGUUGCACACAUAUAUGAAAGG
Molecule: messenger RNA, 883 nt
Organism: Gryllus bimaculatus (two-spotted cricket)
Lineage: Eukaryota; Metazoa; Arthropoda; Insecta; Orthoptera; Gryllidae
Source: the annotation of a GenBank genome assembly